Trichoderma citrinoviride is the source of this 1687-nucleotide messenger RNA. Its product is annotated as serine palmitoyl CoA transferase subunit-like protein. The transcript has 4 exons. Lineage: Eukaryota; Fungi; Ascomycota; Sordariomycetes; Hypocreales; Hypocreaceae. Gene Ontology annotation, cellular component: endoplasmic reticulum. Gene Ontology annotation, biological process: ceramide biosynthetic process; sphingosine biosynthetic process. Gene Ontology annotation, molecular function: serine C-palmitoyltransferase activity; pyridoxal phosphate binding. The record is from RefSeq and is a predicted model, not a curated record. Bases 112 to 1662 code for a protein of 516 amino acids.
AUACUAAGGGAUGCUGUUAAUACUUACAACCUCGUCCGCCCGCCAUCUCCGUUCGCGAGAGUCAAGUCUGAUCAACGGGAUCCACGGUCCAUGACCCUUGGGCUAUUCAUCAUGGAGCUGGAUACCUUUCAGAUUCGCUUCGGCGAAAUUGCUCACGCCGUGUCUUCCAAUUUCCAGAAACUCCCCGGUUCCGCCAUGCUGGCGCGAUACAUCCAAUCGAGUUACCAAAAUGACCCGGUCCGAUCUGCCAUUGAGCUCGUCCUCGUUCUAUUCUUCAUACGCUACCUGAUGUCACCCUCGUAUUCUACUCACAAGCAGAAUUUCGUCAAACUGCGAGAAGCUGAGAUUGAGGAAUUGAUUGAUGACUGGACUCCCGAGCCCUUGGUAGCGGAUCAGACUCCCACGGAAGAACUCGAGAACGAAAAGCUACCGGUUAUUGUAGGGCCGACGGGUCCGAAAGUCAAGCUAUCUAAUGGACGGACGGCCAUCAAUCUGGCAUCGUACAAUUUCUACAACUUCAACGCGAAUGACCAAAUCAAGGAGAAGGCCAUCCAAACCCUGCGUACAUAUGGCGUUGGGCCUUGUGGCCCCCCUCAGUUCUAUGGCACCCAGGACGUCCAUGAAAAGGCCGAGGCGGAUAUUUCUACGUUUCUCGGCACGGAAGGCUGCAUCGUAUAUGCGCAGACAUUCUCGACGGUAUCAAGUGUGAUCCCCGCUUUUUGCAAGCGCGGCGAUGUCAUUAUUGCGGACGCUGCUGCCAACUACUCCAUUCGCAAGGGCCUCCAGAUUUCAAGAAGCAACAUCAGAUGGUUCAAACAUGGAGACAUGAAUGAUCUAGAGAAGGUGAUGAAGUCGGUCGCAAACGAACAGGCAAAGUCGGGCAAACUGACCCGCCGGUUUGUUGUCACAGAGGGCCUGUUUGAGACAACUGGUGAUGUUACGGAUCUGCCUCGACUGGUUGAGCUGAAGGAAAAGUACAAGUUCCGCAUCAUUCUGGACGAAACAUGGUCAUUUGGAGUACUUGGCCGAACUGGACGUGGUCUCACCGAAGCACAAAACGUUGAUCCGCAACAAGUGGACAUGAUUAUUGGAUCACUCUCCGGUCCCCUGUGUGCUGGAGGUGGUUUCUGUGCGGGAUCCAAAGAUGUGGUUGUCCAUCAGCGCAUCACUUCCUCCGCUUAUACCUACUCUGCCGCCUUGCCCGCAAUGCUAGCCAUGACGGCGAGCGAGUCUGUGAAACUACUGCAGUCGAAUCCUGAGGUGCUUGUUCAAUGCAGAGGGAAUAUCCGAGCAUUGAGGGCACAGCUUGACCCACGUAGCGAUUGGGUCGUGUGCACCAGCUCGCUGGACAAUCCCAUCUUGCUCCUAGUGCUGAAGCCCGAAGUUAUCAAGGGAAAGAGACUGACGGUGGAUGAUCAAGAGAAACUCUUGAUGGAAUGCGUCGAGGAGUGUCUAGCAAAUGGUGUUUUGAUCACCCGACUGAAGACAAGGCCAUAUGCGAAUGCAAUGGCGGCCAAGGAUGGAGAUUGGACACUCCAGCCAGCCCUCAAAGUGUGCGUCACUUCUGCGCUAUCUAAAAAGGACAUUGAAAAGGCGGGCAUUACGAUUCGACACGCCAUUACGAAGGUUAUGACUCGGAAAUCAACGAAUAAGGCCAUCUAACUCAUAACUUCAAUAUCUCCUCCCC